This is a messenger RNA of Cynocephalus volans (Philippine flying lemur), 1355 nucleotides long. It is a transcript of the gene PIH1D2, whose product is annotated as PIH1 domain containing 2. Gene Ontology annotation, cellular component: R2TP complex; ribonucleoprotein complex; cytoplasm. The transcript has 6 exons. Gene Ontology annotation, biological process: rRNA processing; box C/D snoRNP assembly. NCBI's taxonomy places the organism in Eukaryota, Metazoa, Chordata, Mammalia, Dermoptera, Cynocephalidae. The record is from RefSeq and is a predicted model, not a curated record. The coding region runs from base 208 to 1155 and encodes 315 amino acids.
UCCGGGAAAAGUGGGUUGGGCCCAGCAGAAAAGCAAGCUCCGCACUAGAAGGAGGAGAUUCCGGAACUGGAUGUAAAAAGACCUUUCUGCUUGGAGCUUCCCGGACCCAAUUAGGUGUUGUACACAGUCUGGUUACCCUGGUAACAGGAGUCGCUGUUUUUCAAGGAACCGAGAGAGGAGGCUUAAGAGGCCUAUUCACCAUCAAUCAUGGAGAUAUCCUCACAGGGUCUGCUCACUCAAGUUACUCAGUUCUGGAACCUCCUGGAUGAUCUGGCUGGAAGUGACCCUCAGGGCUAUGAGAAGUUCAUUCAACAGCAACUAAAAGAGGGGAAACAGCUCUGUGCUGCCCCAGAACCCCAGCUCUGUGUACAGACCAGGAUCCUGAAACCAAAAGAAAAAAUACUUUUUAUCAACCUAUGUCAGUGGAAAAGGAUCCCGGCUCCCCAAUCAACCACUCAUCUGGUUCCUCUAACUGUUGGCAGAGCAGAAGAUACGUCUGAGAUAUCAGAUGCUUACACAGUCAUCAAUGUUGCCUACAAUCCUGAUGUUCUUCAAGCAGCAGAAAAAGACCAAGUGAAAAAAGAUCAGUUAAUACAGAUGGCCAUGAAAUGCAUUGAGGAGCAACUCCAGUUCACUCUGUCACACUCUUACCAUAUUACCAAAUUUAGAAUAAAAGGAAGCAUUCAAAGAAUGAAAAAAAAUCUGAUGGGAAUCCAAACUGAUUCCACAGAUUUAAGAGAAAAAAUAAGAAAGGAACUAACUCUUGAACAGAUAAGAAGCAGUACUGGGAGUAAUUCAGAUCACUUUCCUCAACUGUUACUGUCAAAAGAACAAGUUUCAUGCAAAGCAGAGUGUCUGAUAGAAGAGAUUUCCAGUACUGAAAUCCAGGUGGAGGUGAAGAUACCAACCUAUGAAUUAAAAAUUGUAAAGGAUCAGAAUGAGAAACCACUGAAAAUUGAAUUGAAAGUUGAAUUACCUGGUAUUAAUUCAGUCUCUCUCUGUAACCUUAGUGUUUCUGAGGAUGAUUUAUUGAUCGAGGUCUCUGAGAAGUACAGAUUACAUCUGGAUCUUCCAGAACCUGUUGAUAGUGAAAUGACUACAGCAAAAUUUAUCAAAGAGAAAUCUACAUUAAUGAUCACAAUGCCAUUGGCAUAAAACAAGAGCAUCAUAUUUUGGGUUUUUGGUACUAAAGUCAUACGAAUUUUAAGAACUUCAUUGUGGGUAAAGACAUAGUAGUUUAUCUUAAACACUAAUUCUGUAUUUUCUAAGAGUUCCUUUUGAUGUAAUGAUGUUUUCUCUUCAGCUGUUGUUUUAUCUAUCUUUUUUAACUCAUUCUUUUUCCUUAUCAAAUAAAC